This is a messenger RNA of Triplophysa rosa, 2123 nucleotides long. It is a transcript of the gene wdr89, whose product is annotated as WD repeat domain 89. The transcript is spliced from 3 exons. NCBI's taxonomy places the organism in Eukaryota, Metazoa, Chordata, Actinopteri, Cypriniformes, Nemacheilidae. Gene Ontology annotation, molecular function: protein binding. The record is from RefSeq and is a predicted model, not a curated record. The coding region runs from base 187 to 1380 and encodes 397 amino acids.
UUUAAUCGGUUGCAUUUCAUUACUAAAAUAUAUUUUUCUACCAUUGUGCGAAAGCAUAUACAAACAUCUAGUUAUCUAGAUGUAUGUCUCAGCAAUGACGUUCAUAUUUUAAGAACUGCAGUCUGAUAGUUUUCUGGAUUAAGCUACUGUUUAUGUUGUUGUGUUGAGAUGCCCAUGUGAUCAAGUAUGGACACUCUUAAGGAAACAUUUAAGGCUUUGUCAAUUGCCAGGAGACUGCAGCCAAGUGAGCCCACGUAUCUUUUAGACCUCUCUCUUUCAACCAGCGGUGGGUCUGCUGCAGGAUCAGAUGUUCUAGCUGUGUGCUGCUCUAAUCACUCUGUGCACCUUCACAGCAGAGAGACACUGCGCCUGCUGAGCGAGUUUCAAGGUCACACGGCUCCUGUGUGCGGGGUCCGUUUCUCUCACCUCUCCCCUCACCUGCUGUUCACCGGCUCUGCUGAUGGGACACUGCUGUGCUGGGACGUAAGACGAUCCUGUUCAGAGUCAGACUCCGCCCAGGUGUUCCGUAGCGAUUCGACACAUUCUUACUGCUCGUUUGACGUGAGCUGCAAUGAUCGUGUGCUGUGCGCAGGCACAGAGCAAGUGGGAGAGGACAGUUUUUUAGUAUUCUGGGAUGCUCGCAUGGUUCAGGAGGGGGAUGAGAUGGGCUCAAAGCAGGGCGGUCUGCUGGGCGUGUACUCUGAGUCACAUAGUGAUGACAUCACUGCUGUACAUUUCCACCCACAGCGAGCAGACCGGUUGGCCUCUGGAGCUACAGAUGGAUUGGUGAACAUUUUUGAUCUGAGUUUGGGAGGAGAGGAUGAUGCUCUCUUCACCACAUGUAACUGCAAUUCCUCCGCCAGCUCCCUUUGCUGGACAGGCAAAGAUCUUGACCAGCUGCUUUGUCUGACCCACGAUGAAGGGCUACACCUGUGGGAUGUGGCUCACCCAGACAGCGAUGACACUUUGACCCUUCUGAGUUUCACUGACGCGCGAACACUUGUCCAGCUCCCUGAUGGAGCCUCACUUGAGUACUUUGUGGGUGGAACAUGGCUACCAAAUGAGGGACGUAUUCUUUUAGUCGGAGGGUCUAAUUGUGGUGAGCUCCACCUGGUUGACUGUAGCGGAGGUGGUCUGAGGUUAAUCAAAUCCCUGAAAGGGGGUCACUCUGCCACAGUGAGAUGCUUCCAGUGGGACGUGAACCGUCAAUCUCUGUUGACGGGCGGGGAGGAUGGCCAGCUGUUGCAGUGGAAGGUGGGAGCAGAGGAGAUUAGUGUGGGAAAGAAAGAUACUCUGAAAAGCAUUUCUUCCAUGCAGCUAAAAACUAAAGCCCACAGAAAACAUGCUCCAAGGAAAGACUAUUCCUCCAAGUUAUUAUGAUAAAAAAAACUCAAAUUCCAGAAAAACUGACACUGUAGUUUUGCAAAAUUUUAAGAUGCAUGGCAUUUUAUGUUGUAUAUGAUUUGUAAUGUUUUGUCUAUUUGAAAGCAAUUGUGUAGCUUUUGCUAACCAGACCAUUUUGAUCUUUGCCAUGGGGUAACGUCAAAGCCUUGUAUAUUUUAAGUUAAGCAGAUUGCAGCAGUAGACAUUUUAUGACAAUAAAACCAACCAUUUACAUUUUAAAAUAAAUAAAUUAUAUAUAAUACAUUUCUACCAUUUGUACUUGUUCCAGUGCUUUCAUCUGACAAAAAAACAUCAAGUAAUGUGUUCUCCAUACUGCAAAAAUUCUUUAAAACUUGGAUGUCCACUGUGUUAAGAGACUUAUGACAGAAAUUGGGGAUCAAAAAUAAAGUACAUUUACGAACUGUACAAAGUUGAUGCUUUAAUUUUUAUCAUAUGGACAUUCUUAGCUGUUUUUCCUUAUAAAGCACAUUGUCUUGAUUAUUUACUAAUUUGCACCUGCAUUCGCAUCAUGGGGAAACUAUUUUUUAUAAAAGGAGGGGAGCCCAUAUCAGAAACAGACUGACUUCGCCUACUUAUACUACGCACUUAAAGUAUGCACUGUUUCUGUUAUGGAAAAGUAUAUACAGUUGGGGACAAAAAUAUCAGCCCCCUAUGAGCAAAGAAUGCUGUGAAAAUAAAUCUGCAUUGUUUCUCCUUUUGAUUUUUUAAUAAAAAAAUUC